Dendrobium catenatum is the source of this 2330-nucleotide messenger RNA. RefSeq names its product pentatricopeptide repeat-containing protein At5g14080. NCBI's taxonomy places the organism in Eukaryota, Viridiplantae, Streptophyta, Magnoliopsida, Asparagales, Orchidaceae. The transcript is spliced from 2 exons. Bases 29 to 2011 code for a protein of 660 amino acids. The record is from RefSeq and is a predicted model, not a curated record. Gene Ontology annotation, molecular function: protein binding.
UUUCAUUUACUCGUCUUAAAUUUUACGCAUGCAGAGCUGCAGGUCAAAAAUGAGCCCUCUGGCUCCUAUUUCUACCGUUGCACAUAAGCUCAGCCGUGCUCUCAUCUCCGCUUCAAAGCCCUCACAGCGGUGGAGCUCCGCCGUCGAAGAAACUCUCCGUUCCUUCCUCUUCUCCUCUUCCUCCUCCUUAACUCUCACUCCCACACUGGUCUCCUCCGUCAUCGACCCACACCUCCUUCACCACCACUCCCUCGCCGCCGGCCUCUUCCACUUCGCUUCCCACCAACCCAGCUUCUCUCAUUCCCCGUUGUCCUUCCACUCUUUCCUCAAAUCCUUAUCCAUUUCCCGUCAUCCUCACUCUAUCCUCUCCCUUCUAAAGCUCGCACGGACUCAACAAAUUCCUCUCCUUCCCUCCUCUAUCACCCUCGCCGCCUCAUCUCUUCUCCACACUGACAAAGCUCUCGAUGCUGCCGAGAUUCUUAAGAACGCCAACAAUGAAUUCCCUCCAACCAUCUGCAAUUCUGUCCUUGCUGCAGUCUCUUCCGGUGGCUUUCUUGUUGUUGCGACUCAACUGUUUGAUGUAAUGCUUCUUAGAGGUAUUCAAUUUAGCACUGUUGGUUUCGGUUGUUUUAUUGGGAAGUUCUCUAGAGUGAAUGAUUUACAAAAGACUCUUGAUUUAGUGGAGAAAGUUAAGAGUGGAAUGAAUUGCCGGAUUGAUGGGUCAAUCAUUGCUGUCUUGACUGUAGACAGUCUUUGUCGGGCUGGUCGGAUCGACGAUGCUUGGCGGGCUUUGGAAGAACUGAGAAGGAGAGAUUGUAAACCUGAUUUCAUUGCUUAUAGAAUUGUGUCCGAGGGAUUUAAAUCAGUGGGAAGAUUAGAUGAAAUGGAAACGAUCUUGAAGCAGAAGAGAAAGUUGGGGGUGGCUCCUCGAGCUAAUGAUUACAAAGAUUUCAUUUUUUCAUUGAUUUCUGAAAGAAGAGUUUUGGAAGCAAAGGACCUAGGUGAAGGUAUAGUCAAUGGAGAUUUUCCUAUAGAAGAUGAUGUUCUUAAUGCAUUAAUUGGAUCAGUUUCUACUCUUGAGUCAGAUUCAGCUGUAAUGUUCUGCAAAUACAUGAUUGAGAAAGACAGAUUUCCAAGCCUUUUGGCUCUUAAAAAUAUGAGCAAAAACCUAUGUAAGGAUGGUAAGAGUGAUGAAAUGUGGAAUCUCUUUAAGGUUCUUAUUGAUAAAGGCUAUUUCAAAGAAGUUGAACAGUAUAAUGUGAUAGUGUCUUUUCUGUGCAAGGCAGGGAGAGUGAAGGAAGCUUAUGGCGUGUUAAAUAAGAUGAAGAAGAAAGGCUUCAAGCCAGAUACUUCCACUUACAAUUUCCUUCUGGAAGCUCUUUGCAGAGAAGAUCUUUUGCGCCCGGCUAAAAAGCUCUGGGAUGAGAUGUUUACAAAUGGAUGCUGUGCUAAUUUGAGGACAUAUAACAUCCUUAUUAAAAAAUUUUCACUAGUAGGUGAAACUAAUGAGGCUCUGAAACUUUAUGACCAUAUGUUGAGAAAAGGUGUUGUUCCAAAUGAUGUUACUUAUUCUUCAACCAUGAAGCUGUUGUGUCAAGACAAUAAGAUAUGUGAGGCCCUUGAUAUAUUCAAUCACUGUUUGGAACUGGACACUGCGCUUGCAAGUUCAACAUUACGUACUUUAGUGCUCUCACUUUGUAGUGAAGGUAAUUAUGUAUAUGCAUCACAUGUCAUGCAUGGCGUUCCAGACAAAAUAGAAAGCUGUGAUUCAGAUAUUAUUCUGUUGAAAAGCUUAGCAGAUGCUGGAGAAAUGGAUAUGGCUGCCAAGCAUGUAGAGUGGGUAAAAAACAACUCUCCUUUCAAAUUACAAGAGAUAGUAAACCAACUCCAUGAGUCUCUUUCUACUACCCCAAAACUUGAUUCUGUUCUGCAACUGCUUCGAUCUGUGCAAUCUCAGGGCCUCAUUUCUGAUGUUGGUAACUGGACUAAAUUCUAUGAAGGAUUUCACUGAGUAUUGUAAAAUUCUGCUUAUAAACCAAUUUUGUUGGUCUAAUUUACCCAUUUUGCAUUAUGGCAUUGAUUUAGGCUUCGUUUGGGACGGGUUUUUUGUUGCUUUCUAAAACAACUUUUUAGUACAAAAAUUUUUUGUUAGAAAAUUUUAUGCUAGAAAGCCGUUUGAGGAAGCAGCUGUCCCAAACGGAGCCUUAGUGUAAAUACCAUUCUGGUAGCUGUCCCAUUGAGCGGAUCUAUUGUAGUGUCUUUGUAAAUAAAUUAAACAAAAAUGGAACAACUUAUAAAUAUAUUGUCACACAAUGCUGGUUAUACCUUAA